Molecule: messenger RNA, 7950 nt
Organism: Acinonyx jubatus (cheetah)
Lineage: Eukaryota; Metazoa; Chordata; Mammalia; Carnivora; Felidae
Gene: IGF1
Product: insulin like growth factor 1
Exons: 5
Coding region: 847-1365 (172 amino acids)
Cellular component (GO): extracellular region
Molecular function (GO): hormone activity; growth factor activity
Source: RefSeq, a predicted model, not a curated record
UAUUUAUAAAUUGCUGAAUAUGCAUUUCUGUGGGAUCUGAAAAAAUAGCUCCGGGAGAUGGAUGCCUUUGCACAGAUAUCUGUAUGAGUAGAAACUAUUGCAAGGUACUUGUGCUAAAUCCUCCACUUCUGCAGGGCUUCAGUGGUGUCCUUAUAGAAGAUUCCUUUAAAUCCUGUCUAUGGUUAAAGACUGUAGAGCAUGGAUAUGAACUUUUGGAUUUUUUUUGCAGGUGCAGAUGUUUUAUUUUUAAGACCAUGUUCGUGUGUCUAUGUGUGUGUAUGUGUGUGUGUAUGUAUGUGUGUGUGUGUGUGUGUGUGUGUGUGUGUAUAACUUGUCAGGACUGGACUUUUUAUUACAAGGCACAUACGAAGAGUUAUCUGUUAGAUGAUAUUAAAGCUUUAAAAUAUGAUCUUUGGAGCUAAGGUCCCAGAACUCUCUGCACUUAUGCCCAGAGAGUCAAAGUUAGAGUGAAGUUUAAUUUGCUCUUCCGAAAAAGAACUCCUUGACAAUUCUUGCUGACCUCGCAUAUUCAUAUAAUUUAAACAAAUGCAUACUGUAUAUACGGAGAGGGAAAACUUUCUAGCAACUGCAUGUCUAAGUUUUCUCUUUUGAAGAGGACUAUCAUGGGCGAAGUUUGGACUUAGGGUUUCGUGUUGUAACACUCUGAUUUUAUACUCGGUGUUGUAAAGUCUCUUUAGGUAAAUUUGGCUGCUGUUGUUAAUGCCAACUUCUCUUUUCUAAUCACUGGCCCUAGUUCAAGUUUCCAUUCUCAGCAAAAUUAUAUCCUUCAAGACUUGUGUUUUUCCAAUUUGCAAGCACUUUUAAGCCGCUGUCACUGGCUUCUCGAUGCAAUUGCCUAAGAGCUCAAUUCAUAAAACGUCCCUGCACUUAGUACAGCAUUCAUUCGCUGCUUUCAAAUACUCCACCACUAGGACUUUUCUUAGUCAAGUAAAGAUGCACAUCAUGUCCCCCUCUCAUCUCUUCUAUCUGGGCCUGUGCUUGCUCACCUUCACCAGCUCCGCCACAGCUGGACCAGAGACUCUCUGUGGGGCUGAGUUGGUGGACGCUCUUCAGUUCGUGUGUGGAGACAGGGGUUUUUAUUUCAACAAGCCCACGGGGUAUGGCUCCAGCAGUCGGAGGGCACCUCAGACAGGCAUCGUGGAUGAGUGCUGCUUCCGGAGCUGUGAUCUGAGGCGGCUAGAGAUGUACUGUGCACCCCUCAAGCCUGCCAAGUCUGCCCGCUCAGUCCGUGCUCAGCGCCACACUGACAUGCCCAAGGCUCAGAAGUAUCAUCCCCCAUCUACCACCAAGAAAACGAAGUCUCAGAGGAGAAGGAAAGGAAGUACAUUUGAAGAACGCAAGUAGAGGGAGUGCGGGAAACAAGAACUACAGAAUGUAGGAAGACCAUCCUGAAUUGUGAAGAAUGACAUGCCACCGGCAGGAUCCUUUGCUCUGUAUGAGUUACCUGAUAAACACCAGAAGACCUACCAAAAAAUAAGUUUGAUGACAUUUCAAAAGAUGGGCAUUUCCCCCCAAUGAAAUACGCAAGUAAACAUUCCAACAUUGUCUUUAAGAGUGAUUGUUAAAAGCUUUGCACCUUGCAAAAAUGGUCCUGGAGUUGGUAGAUUGCUGUUGAUCCUUUAACAAUAAUGUUCUAUAGAGAAAAAAAGAAAUAUAUAUAUAUAUAUAUAUAUAUAUAUAUAUAUUUCUUAGUCCCUGCCUCUCAAGAGCCACAAAUGCAUGGGCGUUGUAUAGAUCCAGUUGCACUAAAUUUGUCUCUGAGUCUUGGCUGCUGGAGCCAUUCAUUCAGCAGCCUUGUCUAAGUGGUUUAUUAAUUUUUUUUUAUUUGCACUUCUUUCUACACAACACAGGCCGUUUGUUUUACAGUGUCUGAUAAUCUUGUUUGUCUAUCUUCACCCCCUCUCCCACCUCAUCAUCUUUAUAUUUGCCAAAUUUGGCCUUCUCAAGAGCAGUAACAAGCAGUCAAGUAGCACACCCAAAAGAUUUUAACCCAAAAGAUUCCAUCUGUGGCAUUUGUACCAAAUAUAAGUUGGAUGCAUUUAUUUUAGACACAAAGCUUUAUUUUUCCACAUCUUGCUAAAAAAAUGCAAGUAGUUGCAGUUUUGAGGCCAAUCAUUUUUAGGCAUAUGUUUUAAGCAUAGAAAGUCUCAAACUCUCAACACUUCUUUCAAAUGAUGAGUUAGUGUGCAACCUGAUUAGUAAUUUCUCUCUUUUUAUUUUUUCCAUAUAGAGCACUAUGUAAAUUUAGCAUAUCAAGAAUACAAGAUAUAUCACAAACAGUAUGUAAAACUCUGUUUUUUAGUACAAUGGUGCUAUUUUGUAGUUUGUUAUAUGAAAGAGUCUGGCCAAAACGGUAAAAGGUGAAAGCAAAACAAAAGAAGCCUGGAGCCAAAAAUGACACAAAGGGGAAGGGUACUAAAAAUCCAUCCAUUUGGGAAAGAAGGCAAAAUUCCUGCAAUUAUGCCUUCCAAGAGAAACUUAAGACACAAAGUCCGCUGAUGCAAAUUUGAUUGGUGAGUCUAGAGAGGAGUGGAAAACGCAGAAGGCUAGGAAUUCAAUGUCCUGGUUUCUAUUUCUCACUGAAGAAACAAACAUCUGCCGACUCUGUCUUGGACUCACCGCUGUGUGACUUUGGGCAAGUCACUUCACCUCUCUGUGCCUCAGUUUCCUCAUCUACAAAAUGGGGGCAAUAUGCCAUCUACCUACCUCACAGGGGUGGUAUGAGGAUUAAAAAGAUAAAGCUCCAGAUUUUCUCCUGGGUUGCUAUGAGGGCACACGGUCAGAGCCCUUGAGUUGCUGGGAUGCCAGGAAUUCUAUAAACAGCCCAUCCGCAAUAUAGCUAGACAAUUGAUUAGCCAAAUGCUCCUGACAUGCUCAUUCUUGUCAAUGAAGCUAUCCAAUGAACUAUCCAACUAUCUGGUUGUUAAAAGCUAACAGCUCCAUCUCCUUUAAAACACUUUUCAAAAUAACUUAGAAAUGUCUGAUUUACAUUUGAUCUGAAUUCUGCAUUUGGAUUUAUGAAUACAAAGUGAAAAGAGAGAAAGGAAAAGGGAAAAAAAAAGAUUUCCACCAGUGAAACAGCAACUACUCCAUCUGACUCUUCCGGGCAGUUACUAGUAAUGUGGUAAUACUUUUUGCGAUAUUAUAAAUGAUACUUUAUUCAUUUUGAACAAUAUAGUUAUUCUUUCUCUUUGGGCAAUCUAAAAAAAAUGGUUUCAAAUAUUUAAGAUUUCAAAUAUUUAAAUAAUAUCUAAUUUUUAAAAAUCACAAAAUUACUUUAAUAAAUUUGUGCUUCUCCUUAGCUGUAUUUACUUAUACAUAUAUAUUUUUUUAAUUUAUGUUAAAAUAUACUUGACUAGAGUUGCUAGUUGAGAGGCAAAAUUUUCCUUCAAAACUAGAAAUUUUCCUUCAUGUCUGCUUACAGAAGUGACCCCUGACCCGCUGUGGGUGCAUCUUAUCCAUUCAACUGAAAAUUGAUAUCAAGAAAAUCCAACAGAGAGGACAGGCCCAUGGUGGCCUAGAAAAUGUUUCCCAUCUACUUAUCAAGAUUUUCUUAUUAGAACAAUGAAUCAUCCAUCAUUUAGAUCUUUUUAUCUGCCUUCAAACUUUUUGGUGAAAAGCAACCAGGCUUGAUUACUUCAUGCAAAUUGUAUCCCUUUUAUUCUUAGAAAGUGUACAUAGAAAACAAAAAUAACAUCUUUAGUUUUCAUCCCACUGGUUCACCUCAGGGUUGAGAGACCAGAAAAAGUCUGACUUCCUGGAUCUUCAAACAUACCCAAAAGAAGGCCUAUAGAGCAGGUACCCCUGCUCAGCCAAAAAGUGUUUAAACCCUCAGACCCUCAGCAUUAUUUGAAUUGAGCACCUCUGUCAUGCUGAGCAAUGUUCUGAUCACUACAGACAAAUGUAAAAGAAACUGUAACUCAUUUUUGCCCUUCAUCUAUUUUCCAGACAGAUGUGUUCUAUGGAAUUAGGUGCUUGACCCCUCUUCCCAAAAUGGCACUUCUGGUUUUUAUUUCAUGUUCUUUAUGUAUACCUUCUAAAAUUACUGUUUCCCAGCAAAACUUUACCUGUAAUCCUCUGCAGACCUAUGAGUUUCCAGACACAGUUGAAUAUGGUAAUUCUAAGAGUGUCUAUGACUUAUUUGAUUCACUUAAUAAUUCUAUUCACAGCCAAAAAUAUCCCAGUGAGGAAAGCUUAAAUGUGCAAAGUCAUAUUGUCUUUCUUAAUUUUUCCAACAUAUAAUCCUCUCCUUUAUAUCAUAAAUCAAUGAAUUAAAAAUUAACUAACUAUACUAACUCAACUAUCUUAUUUUAAAAUGAAAUAAAACUAGACGACAAAUCAAUGUAAAACUUCAAAAGUCAGUUGAUGCCAUACUCUACAGCAGAAUGAUACAGGAUUGAUAGAAAGGAGCACCUGAAAUUUCACAAGUCAAAACUUUUAUAAGCUUUACUUUUGAUUUCUCAAAUGAGGCAAUUUCAAAAUGUUUAUGAAAAAGCUGUCAAUACUGGUAAUAACAGACUUAGUUCUAGUUUAACUGACAAUACUGAAUUACCUACAUCAAAUCUCUGUUCCCAAUUCCCCAAAUAAUAGAACAGUAUCUUUUGAAGACUUUAAGAUGAGGAGGCUCCACUGAAAAAGUUAAUGUAUCUUUACAUCAGAAUCUACUCUUCUAGAGAUAAGAGAAAAAUUUGCAAUACCCACUCCUCCAUACACACAUGCAUGUGCAUGUAUGUAUACACACACACACACACACACACACGCUCAUCCUAAGAGUCCAAUGGAAUACUCAGAAGAAAUCACUUCCUUGGAAAAUCUUAUUGAAAAAAAAAAAAAAAAAAGCCUGGCCUCCCUUGAGAAUCCAUCCCCUCCUUGGAAUGUCAAUGUUUAUGUAGAUGAAACCAUCUCAUGCACUGUGGCUCCAGGGUUUCUGUUACUAGUUUAUGCACUUGGGAGACUGCUUGAAUGGAAGAUGUAGCACAUUUUGCUUUCCCAUUUAUUGUUUGGCCAGCUAUGCCAAUGUGGUGCUAUUGUUUCUUUAAGAAAGUACUUGACUAAAAAAAAAAAAAAAAAAAAAGAGAAAAAAAAGAAAAAAAGAAAGCAUAGACAUAUUUUUUUAAAGUAUGAAAACAACAAUUCUAUAGAUAGAUGGCUUAAUAAAAUAGCAUUAGAUCUAGUCACCACCUCCUUUCAACUUUUUAUCACUCACAAGUAGCGUACUGUUCACCAAAUUGUGAGUUUGGGGGUGUGGAGGCAGAAGAUGGCAUUUUUCUUAGUUAGAAACCUCCAUUAUUCUGCUGGCUCUCAAACUCAGAAAAAUUAGCAAUAUAUUAUCCAAUCUAAAUACCUUAAUCAAGAGCAUAGAGUAUAAAUAGAGGGCGGGGAGGACCUUACAGGCAACUGGCAGAACAAAAGAUGAUAAAGUUACUUAUUGAUUUUUGUGCUCUCUGCUCUAAAAACGGAUAUUCAGCAAGUGGAGAAAAUAAAAACAAAGAGGAAAAAAAUGCAUAGAUUAAAUCUGCUAAAAAUAGCUUCUGCCAUAUCCCCCUUAAGUCAUUCUUUGGCAUUUACUGGUUUAUAGAAGAUACUCUCCCUUCAUCUAAACAUCUCAAAGAGCAGUAGCUCUCAUAAAAAGCAAUCACUGAUCUCAUUGGGAAGUGUUGGAAAGUAUUUCCUCAUGAGAUGGGGGUUAUCUACUGAUAAGGAAAGAGAAGAAUUUAUGAGAAAUCGUUGAAAGAGAUGGCUAACAAUCUGUGAAGAUUUUUUUGUUUUGGGGUUUUUUGUUUUGUUUUGUUUUUUACUUUAUACAGUCUUUAUGAAUAUCUUAAUGUUCAAAAAUGACUUGGUUCUUCUUUUCUUUUUUUAUAUUGGAAUGAGGGAUGAUAAGUUAAACCCACAUAGACUCUUUAAAACUAUAGGCUAGAUAGAAGUGUAUGUUUGACUUGUUGAAACUAUAAUCAGACUAUUUAAAAUGUUUUUGCUAUUUUUAAUCUUAAAAGAGUAUACUAAUUUAUUAGAGACAGAUCCUGUUUGGCUCUUUUCAUAAGAAGGAGCAUUCCCACUCAAAUCACCUGUGCUUUCCCAACAAUAUUUUCAAAAGAUAAAUCUGAUUUUUUAAUACAAGAAUUCUUUAUGCCCCUUGCCUGCAAUGAUCAUGAAGUUCAGAAUAUGAGGGGGCAAAAACAAGAAGAAAAUUUAGUUGAUUCUUUGUUUUUGGUUUGUUUGUUUUCAAUGCUAGUGUUUAAUCUUAUAGUACAUAUUUGCUUAUUGCUAUUUUAAUAUUCUAAAAGACUUUCCUAUUAGGUAUUAGAAACUGAUACAUAGGUAUUUUGUGUGUGUGUGAUUUCUAUUUAAAAAAAAAGGAUAUGAGAAGACUGUCUGAAGCUUUAAGUGCAUAUGGUACAGGAUAAAGAUACCAACUGAAAUAACCAAGUCCUAUCUGGAACAAUACUUUUUUGGGGAAACCUCUCAUAGAUAAGACAGAGGCCCAGGGAGUUUUUGAAACUGUUUCUAUUCCUCCCAGUCAUUCAUUUACUAUCUCCCUCAAAAUUUUAUAAAGGGGUGACCAGGCUGAAACCCUGGAAUUAAAGGGACCUCUUUAAAAAUAAAUACUCCUCAUGUUCCCUCUUAAUUUAUGGUUACACAUUGAUCUUAAACAUGGUCCUUCUUUCUCCCCAUUCUUCAGCUGUCAUUAAUAAGGUCUUUGAAGGGAAAAAAAAUUUUUUUUCAUUUGAAAAUGGAGAACACAAAAGUCCAAAUGUUACUGCCCAAUUGAAAUGUGAUUUAAGAUGGAGAUAGUUUCUCCUACUUAGUCCUUGCUGAAUCACCUGUCACCUUCAAAAUGAUCUUUCAUAAGACUUAGAAUCUGCCCUUUUUUUUAAUUGCCCAGGCCUACUGUAGCCUAAAAGUAAACAUUAUAUUAAUUUUCUUUUACCCAAACUACACUGAUGUAAAAGUAGGAAAAAUAAAAACAAAACUCAAAAUCCCUUCCAAGCCACCCACUGGCCCCCUUUACCUACCCAGUGCAAAGUCACUUCUGUGAAUCUCUUAAUCUGAUUUUGUUUGGAUAUUUAUCUUGUACCUGCUGCUAAACACACUGCAGGAGGGAGUCUGCAACCUCAAACUGUCUACUCACAUCUCUUAUCUGUGUCUGUGUAUCAUUAAAAUGUCUAUUCAAAAUAUUAAAAACUUUCAAACACCAUGCAGCUUGUAUGCAGUUUACAUAAAGGCCCCAAGUACCAUGUCAGAUCUCUUGUUACUAAGAGAGUUAAUGAACUAUGAGAACUGGGAUUAUAUCAUGUGUUUUGAUUCAUAUGUUUGUUUGUUUUUUCACACCUACAAACCAGGUGUGAUAAAGACACUUACAGACACUGAAUUUUUCCCUGCUACUUUGGAACAAGAAAAUAAUGAUUGGUCAUUCAUUAUAUCUGUCUUAGUUCAAAGGCAUUUUUUAUUAAAUUAAUUCUGAUUGCAUUUGAAAUCAUUAUUCACUUAUGGCAGAGGAUAUCAAUCCUAAUGACUUCUAAAACUGUAACUAACUGAAUCGUUACCUUACAUUUACUGUUAAGUAACCAUAUUUGGAAAAAUGUAUGGCUAGAGCGUCAUAAUAAAAUGAUAUAUCUUUCUUUAGUAAUUACAUUAAAAUGAAUCAUGUUUGAUUAAUUAGUUCUUUUGGACAAUGUUGGUGUAAUGUGUCAUUCCUUAAGAAUUCUAUUGUUAUGUAGCAUUUUUAUUAAUUAAAUCACUGCAACAAAUAAACAAAAAAAUUUACCCAGAAAAAUAAAACUAAUCAUAUACCAGGAUGGAGAUAUCUUAUAGAAUUUACAGAUUAUAUUUAACAAUAAAUGUUUCAAAGAACUUGUACAAACUAUGUAAAAGAUGUAUGAAUUGUACAAUAUAUGCAUUAACAAUAAAGCAGGUUUAAGUAACUGA